UUAAUAACCUGACUAACCAUGUUAGUAUAUUUGUGUUAUAUAACUUGUUUGCAUAAUAAUAGAGGAAAAGGGCCAAUGGGUCGGAUCUGAGCCGGGCAGAUAUGUUUAUCUUGACUCAUACAUGCAAAGAUGGAAAGCCUGUGGAUGAGGCCUCAUCAGUAGUAAUGACAAAACUCAAUGAAGAAAUAUCUCAGCAACCCGGGGCCUUACAGAGUAGCACGGCAAGGGAUGAUCUAUUAUCUCAAGUUAUGGGAGAAGACAAGUAUGGUCGUGUCCGCACUUAUGGGUUAGGACCAUCUCCAUCUGAUUUGUGGGGUGCAACAUCCAGCCAACAAAGGAUGACUUCCAUUGAUCAGAGGAGAGAUAAAAGAUAUGAGGAACUACAUGCUGAUAUAGUCUCUCUUAAAGAAAAUAUAGCUGCACUCUCAUCCUUAAGAGAAGCUGAAAUGUCAUCCCUUAAAGAAACUAUGGUUGAAAUCUCAUCCGCAAGAAAUGCUGAAAUUUCUUCCUUGAAAGAAACUCUGAUGAAAUUGAUAGCCACUAUGAAUAAUGCAAACAAUAACCCACCCACAGUAUUCGGUGCUGCAGCUAGUUCUAACAUGAACCAACAGUCCUCAUCAUCAAGCCAUUGGGUGAACUCUCAGAAACACUCGACGAAUAAGAGGAAGACCACGAGUUGCACUAGCACUGGGGAUAUGACUAGAGUUCUUCUUACAAGUAUUGUCAAACCCGGGGUUACUAUUGCUAAAGGAAUUGUUUUGAGCAAGGAUCCGCUCAUAAAAGUAGGGGGGCAUGAACUUGGAAUUGGUUUUUGGGAAGUAUUAAUUCAUGUUGCAAUAGUACCGGAGGAGGUUUUGAUAAGACCCUAUGGACGAUAUAAAACAAUUGGGGAUGCUAUUGGAACGAGUAUUGUUUGGCCCUCUAUUAUGUGUAAGGUUUAAGGAGAGAUGGAUUGAGCUAAAUGAAAGGAUCUCUCUCUCUCUCUCUCUCUCUCUCUCUCUCUCUCUUGUAAAUGUUUUAUGUUUUGUGCAUGGAUUUAGGACUGAUGUGUGAUUGGUUUUGGAUUGAAAGUGUUUAACUCUCAUUUUGGAAUUUGGAUUGACUUAAGAUCCAAUGCAUAUGACAGGUUAGGCAACUAAAUCAA
Magnolia sinica is the source of this 1144-nucleotide messenger RNA. RefSeq lists its product as uncharacterized. The transcript is spliced from 5 exons. NCBI's taxonomy places the organism in Eukaryota, Viridiplantae, Streptophyta, Magnoliopsida, Magnoliales, Magnoliaceae. The record is from RefSeq and is a predicted model, not a curated record. The coding region runs from base 102 to 941 and encodes 279 amino acids.